AUGUCCCAAGGACAAGGCCGCCACAUCGGCACACUCAUCGUCGUCAUCUUGAAAGCGAGAAACCUACCAAACAAGCGACACAUAGGAAAACAAGACCCUUACUGCCAAGUCGUCUUCAAUGGCGAGAAGCGGCGCACCAAGGCCAUCAAGCGCGGUGGCCAGCACCCCGAGUGGGACGAGGAAAUCCGGUUCGAGUUGUACGAGGAUACGGGCGAUGAUCUGCCCCAAGUCCCCGGUGCUGAGCCACCUCCACCACCACCCAAGAGCAAUGGCAAGGGGCCUCCAAAAGUGAAGGGCGGGAAUUUCAUGGCGCUGGCUUGCUACGCAGACGAUGUUCGAGAGCCGGAUUUGAUUGGGGAGACCAAGGUUGAUCUGACAGAGGUGCUAACGAAGGGAGAGACCGAUGAAUGGUUCACGGUCAUGUACAAGGACAAGUAUUGUGGGGAAGUGUACCUCGAAUUGACAUUCUGGCUGGACGAACCCCCUCCAGUCAAGAAGGCCAACACGAAACCAACGAAUGGGCAGUACGGCGGCCGCGGGACAUUCGUGCCUCUAGGCGAAUCAGCGUCGUCAUCUCUCACCGACUUGUCAAGAUACGGCUCUACCAACAGUCGAGAUGAAAUUCGCCGCGAGAACCUGCCGCCCUCGUUGCGAACCUCGAACUCGAGGCUGGACAUCUAUGUAGCCCCUUACGAAACAACGCGCUCACACAGCUCCUCUGUAGAUGGGAUCGCGAGCGAAUUUGCUGAGUUGAGCGUAAAUCAUGGGAAUAGGAGACUAAGUAUGCCGGUGCACCCUACUGGCGGUAGCUACCUUCCGCGAGCAGCCUCUGCAACACCUCCAGAGUCUGCCUAUUCUAGUCAGUCGUCACACAGUCUCCAUCAAUCGACCUAUUCGGACGGUAGCCAAACCUACGCUUUCAAUUCAAGUCCUGGACGACCUCAGCCCUACCAUCACGAUUCAGCUCCACUGCCAGAUCCGUAUCAACCUGCGUAUGAACAAGCUGCGACUCCCGCACCUUCCGCUUUUCAACACGGCCAUAGACCUCGAUACAGCUUACCUCCCCAGUCGUCCGGAUUCAUGCCACUGCCCCAACCAUCCGGCUUCGUUCCCUUGAAUUCCAGCCAGCCGGCGCCGUCUGGUUUUCUGCCUCCUCCCUCCGUGACACCGACUCCCACUGGGCAUGGCGCAGUCGGUCCGGGAAGGGUGCCUUCGUCCAGCUUCUCUACUCUGCCGCCUGCGCAGUCUGGGUUCGCUCAAGGUCCCCCGCCUUCGUCGUCAUAUCCGUCUGUCUCGCAACCAUCAUCUCUCUAUUACCCUCCGUCUCAGCAGAAUCCGCCGCCUUCAUCCACUCCAUAUCCUCAAAGUCAGUACUCCUUACCUCCAUCGUCCUCGUUCCCUCAACAUCAGACACCUCCCACUUCAUCGUACUCUGCCUCCACCCCGCCGGCUUCCUCAUUCCCUCAUUCUGCCUCUACCCCGCCUGCAUCGUCGUUCUCGCACAACCCUCUUCCUAGUUCGUCCUACCCUCAGCUGCCGCCUCCGCCUCCACCUGCGUCUGCCCCUGCUAGUCAGCAGCAGCAGCAGCAUCAGCAGGCCUAUUCCCUAUCUCCCUCGACACCAGGGCAGUCCCACCACCCGUACUCGGCGACCUCAGAACAAUCACCUCACGGAUAUGGACACCAUUCACCGUCGUUCGACAACAUUCCCCCGCCUCCUCCCUUGUCCGAUAGCCCAUCCGGAGGUCACACAGGCUCGAGACCAUUGCCACAACCUCAGUCUCAGUCCAGGCAGUCGCCUCAACCCCAGCAUGCGAGAAGACAGUCGUCGUUGCCUGUCCCACCCGGGCCUCCUCCACAAGGUUACUAUAACGGCACGCAGAACGGACCGCCGUCCUUCCCUUCAGCAACUCCUUACCAGUCCAUACCGCCUCCCCCGCCGUUGCCGGGGCAGGUCCCUCCUCCGCCUCCUCCCCAGUCAUCGUUCUCGCACGGGCAACAGCUGGCGCUCUCCGGCCCUGCACCUCAAUUGUCUUCGUCUAUGUCGCUGCCACAGCAGCCGUCCACCCAGGCUCCGCCGAAGAGGCGACCGAGCCUUCCGGCACCUCCUGUAACAUACCAGCAGCAGCAGUCGAUGUUCCAAUCUCUUCCCCCGCCUCCACCGCCUCCGAGCAUGCCUUCGCACAUGCAGUAUGAGCCGCCAACGAGCAGCUUUGGUCCUCCUGGCCAAAACCAGGGCUAUUACCCGCCAGGCCCACCGCCGAGGCCUCCGCAAUACCUCCCUGGCCCGCCCCAGCCUACCCAGGGCGGGUGGUCGUCGCCGGUUUCCCAGCCAGACUACGGUUAUGGACAAUGA
Dichomitus squalens LYAD-421 SS1 is the source of this 2355-nucleotide messenger RNA. RefSeq lists its product as uncharacterized. NCBI's taxonomy places the organism in Eukaryota, Fungi, Basidiomycota, Agaricomycetes, Polyporales, Polyporaceae. The record is from RefSeq and is a predicted model, not a curated record. The transcript is spliced from 5 exons. Bases 1 to 2355 code for a protein of 784 amino acids.